CGCAACAUUAUUAGCACAAUAACAGUAACAGAGUGUAAGGAAUAUAAUAUUAAACACAUAUGCACGUAUGAGAUGUUUAUAUAUAACACAGUUUAGGAUUUGUUAGGUGAAAUUUGUGGAAUGCAGCUGUGUCUUGUGAGAAUUCUGUGGUACUGUGCUUGGAGCUUAGGGUACCUUACAAAAAUGAUUGAAUGAGUGACAGUUUUAGUGUGAUAUGAGCACUUUUAUUUAUUAAAUCCCAUUCAGUGUUACCAAAUUGCUGGCUUUUGAUGGCCUUAUGGUCAAAUUUGAACCCAAAGGCCAUUCAGGGACCCAGUAAUACUUACAUAACUCAAAGAAUGAUAAUAUAGUUCUUCCUGUGUGCUUCUCAGUUCUAGACAAUACCUCAUUCUUGUUUUUGAGUGUCAUUUUAGGCACAGUUUGGCUUUUGCACAUUAUUUUUUAUUUAAAGGGUAGAAAUAUUACCAUUGGGUUGAUCGUUACCACUCUAUGUGGAAUUAGUUAAUAACCAUCAGAGUGGGCAGUCUAUGAGUUAUCUUCUUAUAUCUGGUCUGCAGGAAUUUGCUGUAAUUAGAACAUUUCUUGUUAAUACCUGUUGGGCCAAAUUCAACACAAACUUUUAUUGUAGUGCAUAUAACUGCACAUACUUGCAUUUCUGAAUGAGCUGGGAAAAAAGUUCUUAAAACUAAGUGAAUGAAGUAGAUUCAGUAGAGCCCUUUCCGUAAUCAUGGGAAUUAAUCAUGAAGACAGUUGCUUUAGUAACACUCAAAGCAUAAAGUGUUUUAGUAAAGUUCAGCAUCAUUUGGUGAUUAUUGUGUCAAAUUUUUACAUGUUUCUUGAUCAUUUCUUGUUAUUAUCCUAAAACACGCAACUUAUAAUAUAGCAGGUCCAGUUGCUUAUGAUCACAAAGAAUAUUUCAUAUAAAUUGUUCUUGGAUUCUUCAAAAUACCAUUCAUCUCCAUUUUGCACAAAUAAUUGACAAUUUCAUGUAAUGAGAUUGGAAGGCUACUAGAAUCCAGAAAAUACAGCUGUUAAGAAUUCACAGGACUCACAUAGAUUUGUUUCUAUGGGAAGAAAUGUAAGGACUAUUGGAAGUGAGCAGAAAUGUAGUAAGAUCAUCUAUUAAUGCUUACACUUCAACAAAAGCACUUGGUGGUUAGAAACAUGGCUUUGAAGUUGAAAUUGGACAGCCUGGCUUUUAAGUCCUGCUAUGUCACUUACUUCCCAUAUGGCCUGAAUUACUUAACCUUUCAACGCCUCAGUCUCCACGUAUGUAAAGUGGGGAUAGUCAUAAAACUAACAUAGGCUUUUGUGAGGUUUAAGUGAGAUUAUGCAUGUUAAAUGCUUAGCACAGUGUCUGGCACAUAGUAACCUCUCAAUAAACAGUUUAUAAAAUACCCACAAGCAAGGAGUUGUUACAAACCAGUCUUGUGUCAUCUGUUAAAACAAUCAUACUGCUGCAAAAGCAACUAAAAUAUAAUCUUGACUUUGUCAGCAACUGUAGGCGGGUUGAAGUGAGUGAAAUGACUCAUAUGUUUGUCUUGGUUCUAAAUAUCUGUUGUUGGCAAUUUUAUCAUUCAACCCUGUCCCCAAAUGUGGGAUUGCACUCAUAUGCAACAGCUAGUAAUUAUGUUUCUCUUCAGUAGUAAUGGUAUUUAAAUAUUGUUACAUCACUUCAUAUCCUUUUAAGCUGUGACUCAUCUUACACAUAAAUGUAGGAGUUACUAGUCUGAUUUGGGGGGUUCCAGGGAGUCACUAAGUGAUACUAUUUCUUUUCCUUGAGAAGUAAGGCACAGGAGACUGCCAGAUGGAGAUCAGAUUGUCUCCUCUGUUGGCUGACUGGAGGACAUGGCAUCAGAUCUGGAGUGAAAAGGGCUUUUUAGCCUGCUUGACUUAGACCUGCCCACUGGGUGACUGACACAGCCAACAAGUCUGGGCCUCAAAGGGCAGGCACCUUCCUGCAUGGAGAGCCCAUUAGAGAGACCAGACCAGGGAACACCCAGGAACAGAAGGCUGCACCCAGGGACAGGGGCUGAGAGAGAGCAGGAGGUGAGCCUGUCUUGCCCAGGUGCUUCUUCCAGACCAUUGACCCCACAUGUCCUUCUGCCCCUUGGAGAGGAGAGUGGGAGAGUUUAGGAGUGCCACCCUCGUUGCAUUUCCUCCACAUGACUUGAAGCGUGAUGGAAGCACACCCAGCCACAUGAGCAGAGCCUUUCCACAACGAAAGGGAGCCUGUGCGGCUCUGCGAGUAGGAGAGAUGAAGAGCAGGGUGAAGAGAGGGUUGGAGCACAAACACAGCAGAUGAGUCUCUCGAGCCCUUCAUCUUCCCGGGGCCCCCUGUGUUAUUUAAAAUGCAGGUGAAGGACUUUUGGAUAACCAGAAGUACAAAUUUAGAUAACUAGAUUGUGACUUCUCAUGUCUGAAUUUUAGUCUUCAUAAAAAUUUAAAUGCUAUCUUGAAAUAGAGUAAAUGGAAUAAAUAUAUAAGAAUCUUUAGCAAAAGUAUACUUUUUUGUAGUGAAGGUAUAUAUGGAAAUUAGCUUGCGAGUCUGAUUUUCAGCAUACGUUGAUAUGUUAAAUUUUUAAUUGGUUGGAUAAUUCACUUUAGUAAUUAAUUUUUAGUAAUUUUUUAUGCUUUUCAAGAAAUAUUUAAUGAGCAUCUACCAUGGGCUAGGCACUGAUAGAUAACCAGAGACACCAGGAUGGAUGAGAAACUGUCCUCUUUUCGUGGAGAUCAUAGUUCAGUAGAAGAGACAUGUAAUUCAUAUAUUCAGUAAAGAAUUACAGGUAACAGAUGUGGAAAUACAGUAGGUCAGAAGCAGCAGUGGCCAGUUCUCCCUUACUGGCAAUGAGCAGUGGUAAGGUGGAGCAUAUACAAGCAGCUUACAAUUCUAGUUUUGAUUAAAUUUGAGAAAAAAAAAUCUCUGUUAUAAUGAAAUUUUGUCAGCAUUUGUUUCUAGGACUUUAAAAAUUAUUUUGUUUCCUAUCUUUCUAGAAAUUAGGAAGCAAGUAAUAGAAGCCGACCCAGGACUUGCUGUGAGAAAAAAUUUUAACUUAAUUAAAACCAUAAUUUAAAUAUUUUACUAGUUAUAGAAAUAUUAAAUAUCAACCUGACACAAGGUGCUCUACGUAUAAAAUAUUGGCAAUUUGUCCUCUUGCCAAUGAUCUUAAAAAUAUGUGCUUACAAAAACAAAACAAGCAACCUACCAAUUAUAUAGACACUGUUGAUCUUUUUAUUUGCAGAAUCAGGGGCAAGCCAUGGAGAAUCAUGGGGACUCCUUGAAGGGAGGCUGAGGUGGCAGCUGGGAAGCUGAUGGGAAGGGAAAUCAUUUGGGCAAUAGCAUUACAGGUGGGCACACCCAGAGGCCGGCAGGUGCAGUGUGUGUGCCUGGUCCUUUCACCCCGGCAGUGCUCACCACGGGGAAAGGGGAGGCCAAGCUAGCAGAGCUUUGCUGCAUCCUCCCCAGCCCCACUUCCCCUACUUGCUUGGCAAUUGGGCAUUUAUAGAAUUUGUUUGAAGAUUGUAUUCUGCAAAUUUAAUGAAAAAAUAAAAAAGUAUUAAUUUGAAGCACGAUACAGUGGAAAUAAUGGUAAUAAUGCUAUUGGUGAUAUAAGAAACAUUUUGAAUGGGAAGUUAUAAAUCAUAUUUGUGCUGAUAAUGAAAAGUUAAAAUUGAAGAACAUUUAGGCUUAUAUCUUUUGAACACUUUGAUUGUAUCAGAUAAUGCAUACUUAAACUAGAGGAAUAGGCCGGGCUUUGUGGCUCAUGCCUAUAAUCCUAGCACUUUGGGAGGCCAAGGUGGGUGGAUUGCCCCAGCCUGGGAGUUCGAGACCAGCCAGGGCAACAUGGCAAAAUCCCAUCUUGAGAAAAAAUACAAAUAUUAGCUAGACAUGGUGGCAUGCACCUGUAGUCCCAGCUACUUAGGACUCAGGAGGCUGAGGUGGGAGGAUCACCUGAGCCCUGGGAGAUUGACGCUGCAGUGAACUGUGAUCGUGCCACUGCACUCCAGUCUGGGCGGCAGAGUGAGACCUCGUCUCAAAACAAACAAAAUCCCCCAAAAACAAAACCUGGAGGAAUAUGAAGGUAUGUAUGGAACUUGCAUGGCUCUUUUGAAGAGAAAAUCUGGGCAUUUCUGAGGACUUUGUGGGUUGAUGGCACUGGGUCUUUCAUGUAUCUUGCUUUCACUGGCUGUCCCUUUCCUUGAUGGUGAUUAUUUAUACUGUUUUAUAAUUGUGGCUAUGAUCUGUCUCUUUUCUUGUUGUUCCCAAGUAAACAUAAGAAAGAGGAAAGGAAGCCAAAUGAUUUUUCUAAGAUUAUAUGCUAAUAGGGGGAGCAAGAGGCAGAUAAAUGGGUUUCUGAGGUUGUGCAGUUUUUGAAAAGACAUUUGUUUAAUGUGGAAUUAAUGUAGUUAUGAGAGAUGCAAGUGGGAUUGGGUUGGACCACAGGGAAGUAUAGGAUUGGAUUGUCAACCUUAAAUAAUGGAAAUAUGAUUAAGUAGAGUUAAUUUGAGUCCAGAGCUUGAGGAUGGCCACCCAGGUGCAUAGAUUCAAGUUGUCCUGAAUAUACACUCCAAUUAGCAGCAGUUACAAGUGGGUUUUUAAGGAAAAAAGAAGGGACUGUUUCUAAGAUUUUACCAAGAAUUUACAUCAAAAUAACAUAAGCUAUUGGUUGUCUAAACCUUGUUCUUUGUAUCACAAAUUCCAAGAACAUGAAGAUAAUGGGGGAGGCAGCUAGCCAGGCACAAAAUGCCCUUAAACAGUUUUCACCAGGCAUGGGAGGAUCCAUAACUGAAGUCCCAUAUGCACAUCUCUCUGGGCCUGAUAGAUUUUGUGGACCUCACAGAGCUCAGACUGCUCUGAGCUAUUUUUCUUAGGAUUCUAGAUGAUCUCCCAAUAAAGGGAAAUAAAGGGGUCAGGAGGGGUUACUGGAGCAGUUCUUCCCACGGGACCACCAGUGGUAGGGUGGCUUAGGCUAUCCCAGGGUGCUAUUUCAGAACAAGAUGUUUUAGGGGGAGAGCUGGUAUAUGUAGCCUUUAGGUUCCCAUAUUUCAUCUUGACCAGAGUGACCAGUCAAAAUAAGUGGUAUUUCAGACUCUUGUUGCAGAUGUACCUUCCUUUAUUUUUUGUGUUUUUAGUUGUGCUUUGAUGUUAAUCUGCUUCACUGCUCAUUCCUCCUCUGAGCAUUCCUUCCAGCCUUGGAUCUAGAGCAUGGCAAAAUUAUAAUGACAUUUUUAUCAAUGGUGUUUAUUAAGAUUUCCACAUGUAAAAUAAUCUUUAUUCUUAAUAUAUCUUAGUCUGUGGUACAGUGACGAAGUGAUCACAAAUAUGUUUACUAAGAUUUCAACAUUUAAAAAUAAUCUUUUUUCUUGAUGUAUCUUAGUCCAUGGUUCAGCGAGAAAGUGGUCACAACUGGCCGGGCGCGGUGGCUCAAGCCUGUAAUCCUAGCACUUUGGGAGGCCGAGGUGGGCGGAUCACGAGGUCAGGAGUUCGAGACCAUCCUGGCCAACAUCGUGAAACCCUGUCUCUACUAAAAAUUCAAAAAAAUUAGCAGGGCGUGGUGGCAGGCGCCUGUAGUCCCAGCUACUCGGGAGGCUGAGGCAGGAGAAUGGCGUGAACCCGGGAGGCAGAGCUUGCAGUGAGCCGAGAUGGUGCCACUGCACUCCAGCCUGGGGGACAGAGCCAGACUCUGUCUCAAAAAAAAAAAAAAAAAAAAAAGAAAGAAAGUGGUCACAACUAAAAACAUAACUAAGAGGCACCAGUGAAUUUGGUUGAAAGACACAAAUAACUUAUUCAGAUUAUUGUAAGGAAAAAAGAGCAUUUGCUGUCUGAAUUCGUUAUACUAGAAAUGAAAGCCAUCAGGAACUGAAGCAUGAAGCAGCUUUGGGGUGAGCUAUUCAGUCUCUUUUGGGCUAAAAGGUCUCUGGUGGUGGCUGCUUUGCUCUGCAUCUCAGGUGCUGUUUCCUUCUCUGUACCAGCUACUUUUCUCUGCUUACUGGUAGUUUUUGCUUCCCCAUUUUUUCAGCUUGCCUUUGGUCAUCAUUGCCUAUUAAGCUCUUUAUUGCAUGGCGCUUCAUCUUUAACUCCCAUUGCAAGUUGAUCCAUUCUCUAAGUUUCUCUUAGUUCAUUCCCACAGAGAAGGGCUGGUUGAAUAAAUUACACUAAUACUUUAGGAUGCUGUAAAGCUGUGGAAAAGGUUGAGAUAGACCCACUGGGGUACUGGAGAAACUGCGUUUAGUGACAUCACGUUGGCAGCUUGGAAACUGGCCACCAUAGCAUGAGUAUUUGCCACAUGGAAAUCUGCAGAUGCCACAAACAGGGCCCAUUGCCUCUGCCUCUUCCCCCAGAAAUGGUUGUUAACCUUUAGGGGCACUGCCAGGUAGAUCUAUAGGUGUUAACCUAUACAGUCUCCAAGGUGUACUGUUAAGUGAAAAAGAGGUGUUGAUUUUAGAAUGAUUCUAGUUUUUGAAUAAAAUGAGAUAUUAAAUAUUUGUGGGUAUUCAUGAAUACAUGCAGAUUCUUGAAUAGUGUGGAGAAUAUUUUUGGCAGCUAACAGUGAUUGCUUCUAGAAAGUGGGGGCUUAGGUUUGGAGUGGGGAGUGUGUGUGCAGAUCAGGGUUCAGUUUUUCUAUAUUGUGAACAUUAAUAGCCAGUACAAUUCUUACAUAAUCAUAAUAACGUCAAUAUCAUUUACUUCAAUUUCAAGUAUUAUGAUGAAGUGUGUAGGGAAGGAAACAUAAUCCCUAAUGUUGAAGAUGUCAAGAUCAAAUGAAUUCACUUUUCUCAUAUACUACCAAGGUCACAGCCAUGUCCCUUUGUAUUUUACAUCACGUCAGACUGACUUUUCUCACUCUGUUAAUUGCUUGUCUUCAGAUUUCUAAUAGCUCCCUUACACUCUUUUUGAUGUCUUUAUAUGUAAGCUUUUACUGUAUCACUACUAUACCCCUGAUCUUUGUGUUGCCUGGAAUCCACUUUCUUCUAAGACACCUCAUGUUUCCUAUUCUAAUGUAGACAGGUUGCUCUCUAUGCAGCUACACAGUUGGCAUUUGGAAAUGUCUAAUUUUGGCCUGCGGCAGUGUUACGGAUCCUGUUUUUGCCUCUCUUUCUUAUUUUGUGUAAAAGAAUUAUUCUGACUCUUGCUAAAAAGGGAAAAUGGACUUUAUUCAGGACCAUUGCAGUCGGUAUCAAGAUUAUUAAAAUAGUGGAGAGAUCAGGCUCAACUCUGCAUGCAGCAAGGACAAGUGGAGAUGGAUAGCCAAUGGGCAGAGCAAGAAGGUCAGUGAUGGAAAAUCACUAAGAGAGAUAUCAAGUGUAGGGGGAUUCUGGCUAAACCGACAUAACAAGAUUCUUGCUGAAGACAGGCCAGGGUGAUCAGAUAUCAAGAGUGGGGGAUGAGGAAUCUGUUCAGAUAUCUAGGAUGAUCAGAUUUCAUGAAGGGUGGAGGGAUUCUUGCUAAACUGACUUAGCAGGAUUCUUGCUACAACUGGGCUAGGCAGGCUGAAGAUAGGACAAGGCUGAGGUAGAGGCCUAGUCAAGAAGAGGGCUUUAAAGGAGCCAGCCCAAAGUUUGGUCAAGGAGUGUCUUUGUCAGUUCUUCCUGUUGCUGUUUUGUUUUUCUGUAGUAUACUCUCAAAUUCUUUUUCAAAGAGACAUUUCAUAGGCAGUAAACUUUGAAUCCUGUGUUUUCAUGCUGCUUUACACAGCACAUGAUUUACCAAAAACUUGGUGGCUUAAACAACACAGAUGUAUCAUUUAAUGGGUUCUGGAGGUCAGAAGUCUGAAAUCAAGUUUCUCUGGGCCAAAGUCAGCAGGACUGGUUCCUUCUGGAGCCACUAGGGGAAAAUCCAUUUCCUUGCCUUUUCUUGCUUCUGAAGACUGCCUGCUUUCCUUAGCUGGUGAUGUCUUGCUUCCACCAUCACACUGCCUCCUCCUUCCUUUAACCUUCUUGCUUCCUGUUCAGAAGGAUUCUUGUGACCACACUGGGCCCACUUGCAUGAUGCAGGGCAAUCUCCUGAACUCAAGAUCCUUAGCCGAAUUACAUCUGUAAUCACUUUUGCAAUAUGAGGCAAAAUUUACAGAUUCCAGGGGUUAGGAUGUGGACAUCCUUGGCAGGGAAGAAGGUCAGUCUUCAUCUUACCACACCUUGUAAUAUCUCAAAAUCUUUUUAUUUUUCCACAUGGUUGGUAUGGAAUUCCAAGUUCAUGAUAAUUUUUUGCUCAUAACUUUGGAAAUAGUGUUUCAUUAUCUUCUAGCUGAUUAGAAGUUUGGCACCAGUCUAAUUCUUAUUUCUUGGUAUAUGGCUUGAGAAAUUUUCCCCCUCUAAACUUCUGAGAUCUUUCGCUUUAGUUGAAUGUUACACCUGGCUUAAGCUGAGUGUAAACUUAAUUUAUUAGUGUCCAUUUAAGUGUAAUUAAUGUCCAUAGGCAUGCCUCUAACAGGGAUGUUAACUUUUGCAAAAUGGUUUCCAAAUUGUAGGUUCCUACCCAUUUAAGAGAAAGGGAGAAACAAUGGAGGGAAGAAGGAAGGAAUAAAUAAAACAGAAUGGAAAAAUUCAUAGUGCCAUCUUACAGUACUUGUAGUACAUAUUGUUUCAUGAGACAUUUGUUUUACUUGUAUGUGUGUGUGGUUUGUUAAAAAUGUCCAAAACCACUACUUUAGCAUGUAUUUUGCUUCCUGUCUGAAACAGGGACUGAAAUAGAGGCUAUAAUUUUCACAUUAAGAAUUGUUAUUAAAAAUUACAUUAAGAUAUAAAAUGUAUUUGAGGAGAGGAACAUUUCUGGUUCGCUUUAAUGUUUUAAAUAAAAUUUUUUUUGUUGCUCUAUGACAAGUAUUUUUUUAAUAAGAAAUAAGAAAGUGGCUAAUAUUGAGACAAGAUGAAGGCACAUUAUGAAGCUGCUUCUUUCAAGCCGCUGUUUGUUAGCGGAUGGAAUGCUAGUGUAGGCUGGUGUGCCUCAUAGUUGGGAUGUAGCCUGAAAGCCGUGUUUUCACCCUCAACAAUGAUCAGCUUUGUUUGAAAAUAUAUAGUCUGUGUAACCACAGCAAGGUUUUUUUCUCCCUUUAGAAGAAGACAGAAUGCAUCUCAAACUUUUUCUUCUUGCGCUUGUUUCACAGAUAAAGUACAGCUGCCUCUGCCUUUCUUUGUUUUAGUUAGUUGCAGAAUGUGUGAGGUACCACCUAGCAGCACUCUUGGUGCGUUCGAGAACUAUAAAAUAAUAAUGAAAUCUUGGAAUAGAUAAGUUACUCUAUGAGGACUGAAGCUGUUGUUAACUCCCAAGGCCAGGCUGAUUAUCUCACAAAGGAUUCAGACCAGGAUGUAGCACUCAAACUUGCCCAGGAGCGAGCUGAAAUAGUUGCUAAAUAUGACAGAGGACGAGAAGGUGCAGAGAUUGAACCUUGGGAAGAUGCCGAUUACCUUGUUUACAAAGUCACGGAUAGAUUUGGCUUUUUACAUGAGGAGGAGCUCCCAGAUCAUAAUGCGGCUGUGGAACGGCAAAAGCACCUGGAAAUUGAAAGAACUACCAAAUGGCUGAAAAUGCUGAAAGGAUGGGAAAAAUACAAGAACACUGAAAAGUUUCAUAGGCGAAUUUACAAAGGAAUACCACUCCAGCUCAGAGGUGAAGUCUGGGCCCUCCUUCUUGAGAUCCCUAAAAUGAAAGAAGAAACAAGGGACCUGUAUAGUAAAUUAAAACACAGAGCACGGGGCUGUUCACCUGACAUCAGACAAAUAGACCUGGAUGUCAACCGCACAUUUCGGGACCACAUUAUGUUUAGAGACAGAUAUGGUGUUAAGCAACAAUCCUUAUUCCAUGUUCUUGCUGCCUAUUCUAUUUAUAAUACGGAAGUCGGGUAUUGUCAGGGGAUGAGCCAGAUCACAGCUUUACUCCUCAUGUAUAUGAACGAGGAAGACGCCUUCUGGGCCCUGGUCAAACUCUUCUCAGGCCCUAAACAUGCCAUGCAUGGCUUUUUUGUCCAAGGUUUUCCUAAACUCUUGAGGUUUCAAGAACAUCAUGAAAAAAUACUGAACAAAUUUCUGUCCAAGCUUAAGCAACACUUGGAUUCUCAAGAAAUCUACACAAGUUUUUAUACAAUGAAAUGGUUUUUUCAGUGUUUCCUUGAUCGUACUCCCUUUACACUAAACCUCAGAAUAUGGGAUAUCUACAUCUUUGAAGGAGAACGAGUUCUUACUGCUAUGUCUUACACAAUCUUAAAAUUACACAAAAAACAUCUAAUGAAAUUGUCCAUGGAAGAACUUGUAGAAUUUUUUCAGGAGACCCUGGCAAAGGAUUUUUUCUUUGAAGAUGAUUUUGUGAUAGAGCAACUUCAGAUUUCUAUGGCAGAACUAAAGCGGGCAAAGUUAGACCUUCCAGAACCUGGUAAAGAGGAUGAAUAUCCAAAGAAGCCCUUGGGGCAACUUCCACCUGAACUUCAGUCUUGGGGCGUCCAUCACUUGAGCAAUGGACAGAGGAGCGUGGGCCGGCCGAGCCCGCAGGCCAGCGGCAGGAGGGAGAGCGGGGCGCCCCACAGGAGGCACGAGUACUCCCCGCACCCCCAGAGCAGGACCGGGACGCCCGAGAGAGCACAGCCGCCAAGACAGAAAUCGGUGGAGGAGGAGAGCAGAAAGCUUAAAGAUGAGGCAGAUGUUCAAAGAAAACUCCCAUCAGGUCCACAGGACAGUUCCAGGCAAUAUAAUCACGCAGCUGCCAACCAAAAUAGCAACGCCACUUCAAAUAUCAGGAAGGAAUUUGUGCCCAAAUGGAAUAAACCGUCAGAUGUCUCAGCUACGGAGAGAACUGCCAAAUACACCAUGGAAGGCAAAGGUCGAGCAGCGCACCCCACGGUCGCAGUCACCGCCCCAGGCCCUGCUGAGGUGAGGGUGUCAAACGUGCGGCCAAAGAUGAAGGCCCUGGAUGCUGAGGAUGGGAAGCGGGGCUCCACUGCAUCGCAGUAUGACAACGUGCCGGGCCCAGAGCUGGACAGCGGCGCUUCCGUGGAGGAGGCGCUGGAAAGGGCUUACUCCCAGAGCCCACGGCAUGCCCUUUACCCUCCCAGCCCGAGAAAGCACGCUGAGCCAAGUUCUAGUCCAUCAAAAGUAUCCAACAAGUUUACUUUUAAAGUACAGCCUUCAAGUCUUGCACGAUAUCCGUCCCAUCUAGAUGGGGAAGCCCGAGAGCUAGCUCAUCCCCCCUCCUACAGCAAUCCCCCCAUUUACCACGGAAACUCUCCCAAACACUUCCCUACUGCCAACAGCAGCUUUGCUUCUCCACAGUUUAGCCCUGGGACUCAACUGAAUCCUUCCAGGAGACCUCAUGGUUCUACUCUUUCCGUCAGUGCUUCUCCGGAGAAAUCUUACAGCCGCCCAAGCCCCCUUGUACUGCCAUCUAGUCGAAUAGAAGUCCUCCCUGUUGACACUGGUGCUGGGGGAUAUUCGGGCAAUUCAGGGUCACCAAAGAAUGGAAAAUUGAUCAUUCCGCCAGUGGAUUAUUUGCCAGAUAACAGAACAUGGUCAGAAGUUAGUUAUACAUACAGACCUGAGACGCAGGGACAAUCUUGGACCCGAGAUGCUAGCCGUGGCAAUUUACCAAAAUACUCAGCCUUCCAACACGCACCCUUUCAGGACCAUGGCCUCCCUGCAGUUUCUGUAGAUACCUUGAGGUAUAAAGCUUCACCGGCCGCAGAAAAUGCCAGUCCAUCUGGGUAUCCAUAUUCAGGGCCCCCGCCUCCAGCCUACCACUAUAGGAAUCGGGACGGGCUUUCCAUCCAAGAGUCAGUGUUGCUGUGAGAUUUGAUGUGUACUUGCUAAAGACGAGAGAGAAACCACAUGAAACCUACAUUGCUAUGUUCAUAAUUGCCAAAGCAGUAUUUAUACUAUUGUAAACAACUCGCACAUCUCUCCUGUCUGUUAAUAGUCAGAAUACAGGGAAAUGUCUUCAGCCCCACGUAGAUGCUGCUUAAGAUGAGCAUUUAAAUUGCAUCAUCACUGACCUGUUAGAAUUUAACCCGGAAACAUAGCAAUAGCAUUUAGGGAUGUACGCACAAUGGUAAUUUAUUACUCAGUUCCGUUUAUGUUUUUCUCCAAAACCUGAACAUUUUUACUCUGUUGGCUCAUUCUAUUUUGACUAAUGUUACAAAGUACUGAAAAAACUGUAGAAUAGAUAUUUUUAACGCUAUAUGUAGUGUAUGUGUCUUUUAAUAGAUAUAGGCAUCUAUUCAUACACGUUUGAACACAGAGCUAAAGAAACGUUUUUUUAAAAAACUACUUUUAAUCCAGAUCCAUGGAAUAAUAUGUAAUUCUUGUUUUCCUUGUCUUUUAGUCCAGUUUUUCCUCUUCCCUCUCAUAUUUGUAACGUGGGUCCUAAACUGACUGAAGAGUUUGUCCUGACUUUAUUAAUUGCAGUCUCACAGAAUGCUCAUCAUUUUCCUUCAGCUGUUGCUAUUUUCUUUCAAUCUGAAAAUUAAAGACAUUGGAGAGAAAGGCUAACCACUUAAUGGUGCUUAAAAAUUGGGGCAGUUAAAAUAAGUUUACGGCCAAAGGUGCAGCAGUGCUUAUCAUAUCCACAUACUAAGAGAUUGGUCUUAGUGCAUUUAUACCCUUUGUUCUGGGCUGACUCUUGCGAAUCUCAGAGCAGGAGAAGUUGCAGCUUACUGAUCCCUCAGUGCUCACAGUACUCAUGUGGGGCAGCCACACUAACUGGAUUAGCAGUGUGGUUACUUCUUUCUUCUGGCCCGACUCACAUAGCUUCUGCCCACGAAGGUCCCAGGGUGGCCAUUUACACAAUGCAUUUCUGGCCUCUUUAUGGAAUGUAGUCGAUGGAUAUUGCUGCACUUCAUCAGGCCAUUACAUUGUCCAUGUUAAAAUUAUAAAAAUGAUCCUAGUUUUUCAUAGGAGUCUAGAAUUUUGAUCUUUUAAAAAAUACAGUGUGAUUUCAUGCUUCUGAAAAUCUUUUUUUUUAAUUGAAACAAAUUCAAGUUCUUGGUUUAAAAAAAAAUUAGUGAUGUCUUUAAAAAAUAUUCUGUUACACUACACACACCAAAACACAAAGAUUCAGGCACUCCAAGAGAGUAUGACUUCGUGUUUAACUGGGGAGCUUGUUUUCAACAUUGCUUAUAUUCGAAUAGUAGAAAACCCGACGUUGAUGUUUCUUCCUGUUGCAAGGUGGGGCUUCAAACUUUCAAGGUACAAAAGUACGUCUUUUAAAAUGAAAGUAACGUUUGUUUAGCUAGUGAAUGUGACAAUGUUUUUUAUGUAUAUAAUGAGUCUAAUGUAAUUUUAAUCAACUUGGUAAUGAUGUUAUUAAAUGGCAAAACAAGUGCAGUGUAUUAAAGCUAAACACUACAUUGAAACGCAAACAAAAUUCUGAUGAAAUAACUGGGCUCUUGAUUCAGAUCAGGUGGAAGCUGAAAAAUAAAUGUAUAUAAAUAUGUAGCUGAGGAUAUUAAUUCCCAUGAUAUAACCAUAAUUCUGUGACUUGUAAUAAACCAAGCUGUACAAUUUAGUUUAUAAUAGCAGUAUCUGAGCUGCUCCAAAAUAUAUAUAUCAACAGUGGUAAAUACUGUAGAUUUUUAUAUAUAUAUAUAUGCAAAAAAUACAUAUAUACACACAAGCACUAUUUUCUUAUGUCAUUUAUGACAUUUUUUAUCUGUAUACUUUUUUGAUGUGAUUGUUUUUUAACAUGCUAAAAGUAAUAAGUA
Molecule: messenger RNA, 13682 nt
Organism: Symphalangus syndactylus (siamang)
Lineage: Eukaryota; Metazoa; Chordata; Mammalia; Primates; Hylobatidae
Gene: USP6NL
Product: USP6 N-terminal like
Biological process (GO): regulation of GTPase activity
Molecular function (GO): small GTPase binding; GTPase activator activity
Source: RefSeq, a predicted model, not a curated record